GCCUUUCAAAGCGGAGUUGUAUAACUAGGAUAAUGUUUUUCGUAGGGAACAUAAUCUCAGGAUGUAUUAAGUGUACCUUCGCUACAUUAAGUCAUAAAAGCGUAGUUCGAUAAUAAGUGGUACUUAUAUGGUUAUUGUUAUUAUUUUCCCAGUAUGGAAACAGGAUCCAAUUGUUCUAAUGAUAAUCAUCAUCGUCAAUUAUUUAAAAAGGAUUCAUUAAAGUGUUUCUAUUCACAUUCAGUAACUGGCAAAAAUGAAUUACCAACAACACCAAUAACAACAAAUGCAAUUCCAACUGUUAGCCAUGAAUGUUCUAAAUUCGUAAUAACUACUGAAACUUUAUCGCCACUCAAUAAUCAGAAUAAUUGUUCAAAUGAUUUAAAAUUCAUGGAUGAUAGUACUUCAUCAUCAUCGUCAUCAAUAUGCGGUUUGGAUAGUUUAGCUUGUACUGCCAGCGGUAGUGGAAUGUUAUCAUCAGAAUCACCAAGUGAUUUAACAGUAAUUACAUUGACAUCGAAUAAUUCUAAUAAAUCAUUAUCAUUGUCAUCAUCUUCAUCACAUACUCCUGCUACUGUUGCUACCGUUAUACAUGAUCUUGAUGAUUAUAGGAAUGGUUGUUCACAUAAUGGAUUACCUAUUAGUGAAUCCUUACAAAAUACUCAUCAAAUACCACGUUCUUGUACGUCUUUAAACAAAACCACUUCAUUUUUCAUCCCUCCUAAAUCAAAUAAACCUGUCGGUGGUGGCGAACAGUUGAAAGCGACUGGACCAUCAUCGUCAUCUGAUGUUAUGUUAAGUGCUAAUAAGACUUUAUCGAAUUUGUCAAGUCUUAAAUCACGUAUCCCAGUACCAGUUUCAUAUAACAAUAGUAAUAAUCUUGAGAGUAGUCAUCGUCCGACGAUGAAGCCAAAUUCGACAGGAUCUCAGGUUAAUCAAGCUUCAAAAAAUGGUCCACUAGUAUCCGAUUUAUUGUUGAACAAAAGAUCUGCACAUGGACAGUAUAAUCCGUUAUCUUCACCUGUCAAAUCAUCUGAAAAUGGUCAUAUUAAUGAUGAUGAUGAUAAUAAUGAUAACAAUAAUGAUGAUAGCAUAGAUCAUUCAGACUAUUCAAUUAGCAAAAGUGUAACUAUAAAAACAAAAUGUAAGACUACACAUGCAUAUCCUCCACUACCACCUCUUUCAUCGAAUCGUGUUGAUUCUCAUAAAUGCACAACCAUGUCAUCGAAACCAACUAAUCAUUCAGUGUCUACAGUAGCACCACCAAUCCUUUUAUCACCAGUAACAACGGCGACGACGACGACAACAACAACACAUUUAGUGAAUGGUUUGGGCGAAAAUAUCGUAUCUUGUCCAAUUAAAUCACAUCCUAAUGAAGUAUUACAAGAUACUAAUGGUAGUGUUAAAAAUACAGAAAAUAAUUUAAAAGAUCUUUUACCAACUUUUUCUUCAGACUCAUCAGAGUCAGAGGACAGUGAAUCAACUACGGAAUCAAUAUAUCAUCAACCACCAAAAGCUGCAGAUCGUAGUGCAGCUUUUAGACUGGCUAAAAGACUUUUUCAUUUAGAUGGUUUUCGUAUAACAGAUGUUGCCAAACAUUUAAGUAAACGGAAUGAUUUUAGUCAACUUGUCGGUGAAGAAUUUGCCAGUUUCUUUGAUUUCACCAAUCAACGUUUAGAUGUUGCGUUAAGAUCAUUUUUAAAUAGUUUUUCAUUGACUGGUGAAUCACAAGAACGUGAACGUAUAUUGUUACAUUUUUCACGACGUUUUCACGCAUGUAAUCCGACUAGUUAUUCUUCUGAAGAUACUUGCCAUACUUUAGUCUGUGCACUUAUGUUACUCAACACGGAUCUUCAUAGUCAAGGUAUAACAAAGAAAAUGUCUUGUCAAGAUUUUGUUAAUAAUCUAACUCAAAUGAAUUGUGGAGAUAAUUUUUCUAAAGAAGAUCUGAAAGUAUUAUACAAUGCUAUUAAACAGGAACCAAUACGUUGGCCUCAUUCUGAUGCAAAUAUGAUGGGUUUUGUUAAUUUAUAUUAUCCUGCACCACCAAACGCUCUUGGUCCACCAGUGGUGGGUGCUCCAGUAGGUGGGUUUCUUACAGCAGCCAAUUUUUAUGCACCGAAUCUUCCUCAGACACAUUUUAUGUUUAGUCCAUUGCAAAAUACUGCUUAUCCUCCGAUGAUUUUCCCACAUGUAACAGCAUCUCAACUAAAUGAUAAUGCCACUAUCACAUCGAAUUCCUUAUCGUCAGCAAUAUCUCAAUUGACCACUUCUCAACUAUCGUAUUCAUCACCGCAUACUGGAAUGUCGCCACCUUUCUAUUGGAACCCGAAUAAUUUCAGUGCACCAUUGUAUGAUGAUCAAUCAAAUCCCGGUGUUGUAUCAUUUAUGAAUUCAAAUCAGUUGCCAAAUCUUUAUACACAAUCAUCGUCUGAACAGCUUCAACAACAGGCAUUACAGUUAACUCAAACAAAUCGUAAAUUGAAUGAAUCUUCUGGACUAAGUCCUUAUCUAGAUUUAACGGCAGAAAUCAACGCCAAAGAAUAUAUGCGUGGUUUAUUAGCACGUAAAUGGGUCAUGGAGUCGUAUAAAAAGAAAACUCCUGUUGGACGUCGUAGUUGGAAAUUGUAUUAUGCAAGACUACGUGAUCUCGUCUUGUAUUUAUAUAAAAAUGUAAAUAUUGCAAAUAAUGCAACACAUGCUGAAGAAUUACACAAUCUUUACUAUCAGCAGCAACAACAACAACAAAAUUAUCUACAACAACUUUUUAUUCAACAACAACAACAACAAAGGCAACAACAACAUUUUCUGUUACUUCAACAACAACAACAACAGCAGUACCAACAUCUUCAACAGCAGCAUCAACAGUAUCUUCUACGUAAACACCAAUCUCCUGAUGAUGAAGAAGAAGUGAAUGAGGUAGAAGAGGAGGAGGGAGAGAGUCAUGGGGACGAUGAUGGCGUUGGUGUUAAUGCUAAUUGCCCUUCUAACGGUAAGAAUAAUUCUACUGUUGAACUCUCAUCAUCGUCAUCAUGUAUGAAGGAGCAUUCAUGUGUAGUAACUGAUACUACUGAAAAUCAAUCUGAAAUUGGAAAUAUGAACGACAAUGGACUCACUGUUUUGUCUGUCGGUAAUGAUGAUGAUGAUAAUCUUGAUGAUUCACCUACAUCAAAACAAUUAACCACUUCCAUAGAAAGUCAACAAUCGUUUAACACUUCCGAAUAUACUGUUGAAACUGUGGAGAAUUCAUCAAAAGAACAUAUGAAUAUAAAUGAUGAUUUAGCUACAACAAAUGCAUCACAAACUUCAUUAACAACAGUUUCUCAAAGCUCAGUUGUAACAUCAAACAAUUCUACUAACACUAUGACAUCAUCUUUUUCUACAUUUAAUCCAAUAUUGUCUACUCCUUACAUUACAACACAACAUCAACAACUGUCAUCAAUUCAACCAAUUCCAAUGACUACUACAACUACUACACCACCGUCAUUUGUUCCACCGCCAAUUCCACCACCUGAAACAAUUAUUCGUCUAGCCCAUGCUUAUGCAUGUAGAGCUACAGAUUAUGUGAAAAAAUCUAAUGUAUUCCGUUUACGUACAAAAGAAGGCGGUGAAUUUUUGUUUGAAGUCAAUGAUGCAAAAGAAGUAGAUAUUUGGAUUGAUCGAAUUAAUUUUGUUGCAGCUCUUCUAUCUGCACCAUCUUUAGCGUCUGCUGUUAGUUCAGAGCGUAAUUUUCACCGACCUCAUUUACCUGCAACAUAUACUAAAUUAAACAUGCGUGAACAACUUGAGGAACAUCAAAAACGUUUGUUAGAAUUGGAUCAAGAAUUGACUGAUUUACGUUCUCGUCUACUUGCCACCUCUGUUAGUAGUAGUGGUGGUAGUAGUAGUAGUAAAAAUCGUAAGAUUUCUUCAAAUGCACAAUCAUCAUCUCUUGAUGAAACUGUGAAAUCACCAUUAUUUAAUGAAGAUAAUAUAUCAACUUCGGAAACUGUUAUUACCACCACUCCUACUUCUACUACUAAUGUUAAUAAUGUAAACACUGACGUGUUAUCUACAGUUGCUGACAAUUUGACCAAUAUUACUACAACAAUAACGACUACUACUGCUACUCCGUCUUCCUCAGUAACAUCUCAAUCACAGUUGAACUCAUUAAAAUCCACUGAGACAAUCAACACUAGUGUUUCAUCGGCAUCUAUUCCCUUCUCAUCCAGUUCAUUCAUGUCCGUCUUUUCAACAGGUAGUCUAGGCAGACGUAGAAAAGGUAGUAGUGGUUCGUUAAAUUCCAACAGUAACACAACACAUGGAUCUGAUGGCAGUAGUGGUGGUCUUAUAAUCAGUGCUAAACAACGUGCGGAAUAUGAAGAACGUAUACAAUUCAUGGAAUCUGAAAUUCAGCGGUAUAAAACUUACGCUCGUCUCUUAGAAACAGAGUUAUUCCGCCUACAACAGUCUUCAUCAGUCGCUGCUUUAGCUGCAAGUAAUCCUUUUGUUCCGUAUGUCGGUGGGGGUUAUCCUAAUCCUAUGUGUACUAAUCCCACAGUUGGUGGACCAAUUCAAUACAAUGCUAUUAAUAAUGCAUUACGAACAAGUAUGAACUUUCCUAUUAUUGGUACAUCGCCCGCUCCACCACCUCCACCAAUGUAUUUUGUUCCUACUGGAUAUCGUGAUCGAAAUACUAGUGCCUCAACGGUUGUUACUAGUCGUGGUACAUCAGUUAUGACACAUUUAGCUGUAUUGGGUCCUCAAAAUUCAUUAAAUGAAGAAGUUGUACAAACGACAACAGGUUGUAUCACGUCCGUUUCGACUACUACUAUUACUACGUCUACUAACACUACUGUAACACCAUCGUCUAAUAAUAGUAAUUCAUCGAAUGAAUUGAAUUCUAUCGAUAAUAAUAUUAUUAGUCCCGGUGUCAACAUCACUACUUCAUUAGCUUACCCAGUGCAAUCUCAAUUAUUUCCAAUAAAUAGUACUAGAUAUAGAACAUUUGUAUCACCGUAUUUCACAUCACAAAUACCAUCAAUCAAUCCAUAUUCACCGUCUGUCAGUGGACGAUUUUAUCAACAACAACAACACCAGUCUAGACGAUUACGUUAUUCUUCACCAUUGAAUAAUCUAUAUCAUCAUCAACAACCACAGAAUGUUAUUGUCAAUGGAACUACUAGUACUAAUAAUAAUAGUAGUAGUAAUAAUGGUCGUUUUAAUGGUUUAGUUAAUGGAUUUCAGUUAACUGAAGAAGAUUCAUUCAACGAUAAACAUCUCAUUACUACUAAUACUUCCUCGUCAAAUAAUAAUUUGAUCAUGAAUACAAUCACAGAUGAUAUGUCGUCCACGUGUAAAAUUGCAAAUGACUGUAGUAAUAAUUGUAAUAAUAAUAAUAAUAAACUUAUACAAAAUUCCCAAUCAGUUUGUUCAACAAAUGGUCUAUUUUACGAGAUUGUAUAAUCGGUGUUAUUGUCAUUAACAUUAUUGUCAUUAUGUUGUUUCGUUCUCUUCAUUAUCGUAAUGCUCUCUGUCUAAAAUCUCUAUCUCUUAUCUUCAAUUAUUGUUAAGUUCUGUUAAAAUGUUUUAUUCUGGUUCCAAGUUUUCUCUUGUUAUUAUUGUUUUCUGCGUAUAUAGCGCAAAUGCGAAACCUAGCAGUCAGUCACUAUUACCAUUAUUAUGUAAUGUAAUAUUUUGUUUCAUUAGUGAUAAUGUCAGCUUUGGAUGUUCAUCGUAUACAACAAUUAUGUGGAGUUAGUGUGGAACUCAAACGGUUGUGUUUAUUUUGUCUCGUUACGUUCAUUACUUAAUGUAUGUGUGUGUGUGUGUGAUACAUAUUGCCAUAUGCAUUAUCAAACCUUUCAAUGUGUUUAUUUAUUCAGUGUAUUCCCAACCUCUCUUCCUCUUAAUCUUAUUGAUUUAUUAUAUCUCUCUUAGUAUGUGAGAUUGCGUGUGUAACCAUGUGCCACAUUCAUCAUUUUCUAAAACCUCUGUUUAUUAUCUAUUAAUCUUGUAUUAUCUCUUACAUCAUCGUAUUCACAUCUUAUCUUUUUUCUUCACUCAGGUGUAUGUCACUGUAUAGUCAACUCUUUUUUUGAAAUAGUCAUCACCUUCUUCUUACACCAAACAAGAUGUAUACACAAGAUGAGCAUUUUUUUCUCUUCACAGGAAGUUGAACUAGAAAUCUAUAUUUAACAGGAAUUUAUUGUAGUUAGUUGAAACACUGUAAAAUUGAAUCAUCUUCCCUCUUUUUUUUUCUCAUCUUUCUAUUGUCGUACAUAUAUUAUGUAUGUACAUGUUUAUUCGUUUGUUUACAAAAUCAUCAUCUAGUCAUGUUAAUUCCUUGAAUUUCUUAUAGGCUUAUAAUUUCAAUAUUCAAUUGAUCUCUUUUAGCAACACUAUCACAACUGGUUCUUCAAUCUCCAUGUUUCUUUUUUUUUGUUCAAGUUUUUGUUUGUAAUUCAAUUGAAUUACAUCUUUUUUUGCCACUUAUUAUGAUGAAGAACAUUGUUCAAUGUCAAUAACAUUAUCAUCAUUAUUAUCACCUUCUUGUUCAUACUAUCCUCCCUUCCUGUAUACCAGUACUACUAAUGAUUCCAUAAGUCAUUGAAUUUCUUUUUCUAUAAUUAUUGAGUUAUUCAAAGAAAGAAAUUUAUUUUUGCUUGUUAUUCAUAUACUACUAUUAUUAUUAAUACUACUACUACUAUUACUUUAAACCUCCAUAUUUAUUUCAUUAAUGAAUGAAUAUGUUACUGGAAUGCUACUCUCGGUAAUACUAAUAAUGACAUUAUUAUUAUUAUUAAUUUAUUGUAAAGUUGUAAAUGUUUCUUUUUAUGUUCUCUAUUCUCCUACUUUUUUGUUUGUUCAAUGUUAAAAUUAAAAGAUGAAAAAAAUAUCCAAAUUUUCUAAUUACGUAUAACUUGUGUAUAACUUUAAUUCCGAAUUCACUAAUCUCUCUUUAUCUCUCUCGCUAUGUAUUGCUAUUAUUAUCAUUAUUACGAACAACACAUACACACACAUAUUAACAAACAAACAAAUCAAUAAUUAGUUACUAGCGUGUAAAAGAACACUUUAUUCAUUUGAUUAAUAACAAGUAAAGAGUAUGUCUAUUGCCUAAAUCUAUUGAUUAUUGUUCUUUUUUUUGUAGUUAUUAUUAUUAUUACCAGUGAAAUAGACAAAUUAGAGACAAUGAAUAAGCUGUUAGUACUGUUGUUGUUGUUGUUUAAAUAAAAGAAAUUUACACUGUUGUUUGAAAAAUAACCUCAUCACAUUGACCAAUUGUUUGUUUGUUUAUUUAUUUCUCUAGUCUAAUAUUCUAUAAAACCAAUAUAAUUUAUACUAUUUACUACCUUGAUUUAUUAUGAUUACUAAUACUCUUGUUUUAAUGAAUCAUAAAAUCCUUCUUUUUUUGUCAAUUUUUAUAAUUUAUCAAAAAUGAUAACAUAUUACUAUUAAUUCUACUUUAUAGGCAUCGAAUAAUAAGAAUCUGGUGAUUGUUUUGUUUUGUUUUUGUUUGUUUUCAUUCAAUGAAUAAUGUAUCCAUAGGAAUUUCACUUUUAAACUAUUAAUAUUAUUAUCUGGUUUUGUUUUGUUUUCGAAUUGUCCAUGUUCAUGUUUUGGUCACACACACACUACUCCUUGCUACCACAACAACUACUACUACUACUCUCUCUCUCUCUAUUCUAUACUAUUUCUACAAUAUUGAUUUGUCAUUUUAUUUUAUUUUCUACAUUGAAGAAUAGCGCACACAUAAAUUCAUUUAAAAUUUAAUAGUCUUUCUUUAAAAUUAAAGACUAAAUAAACUAUAUUCAAUAGAAAUGUGAAACCAAGAUAAGAAAUAAAAUUUUCUUACCUCAUUCAAUAAUAAUGAUAAUGAUAAUAAUAAUAAUAAUGACAAUACUUUUGGCAUGAACAAUAUUUAUUUUAAUUUUAAUUAAAAGUGCCUGACAAUCAUCUAGGUGUUCAAUAUCCUUAUUUGUUUGUUUGUUUGUUUGUUUGUUUUCUAAUGGAGAAUUUAGUGUUUAUUUACAAUUUAUUGAUAUUUUCAAUUGUUAAUCGGGUUCAUAGGUUUUUUCCCCCCUUUUUUUUCUCUCCCUCCCUCUCUCUCUCUCUCUCUCUCUCUCUCUCUCUCUCUGGAAAUUAAUUACAACAUUAUGCCAGUAAAUAAAAAGAAUAUUUGUAUACAAUAAAAUGGUAUUUCUUACAAUCUCUAUUUCUCUUGUUUGUUUUGUUUUGUUUUUUAUUAUCAAAAUGAAAUUGACAUGAAUUUUAUUAAUAAUAAUCUAUAAAUAUAUUCAACUGUGUAAGUGUACGAGUUUUGUAAUUAUUAUUAUUGAUUUCUUUAUUAUUUAUACUCUCCUUUAUAUGCUUAUAUAUUGGUCUUUUUAUAUAUAUCUUUUUUCUUUGGUAAGAUAUCCUGGUGACGUUUUCAUUGAUUUUCUUUCUUUACAUCUUUUCUCUCUCUCUCUUUCUUCUAGUUCUCUUUUACAUUUUUUUUUAAAAUUUCAAUCCUAUUACACGUUUACAGCACUUAAUGUUGCCGUUAUAUUUAAAAUUUGGUUUUUUUUUUUCUAACUGUAUAUUGCGUAAUGCAAAUUUAUGUGAAUAUAUAUUUAAAUAAACUUAUAUAUCUAUCUAUAUA
Molecule: messenger RNA, 8620 nt
Organism: Schistosoma spindalis
Lineage: Eukaryota; Metazoa; Platyhelminthes; Trematoda; Strigeidida; Schistosomatidae
Source: the annotation of a GenBank genome assembly